This is a messenger RNA of Aspergillus uvarum CBS 121591, 2001 nucleotides long. Its product is annotated as acetolactate synthase. Gene Ontology annotation, cellular component: mitochondrion; acetolactate synthase complex. NCBI's taxonomy places the organism in Eukaryota, Fungi, Ascomycota, Eurotiomycetes, Eurotiales, Aspergillaceae. The record is from RefSeq and is a predicted model, not a curated record. Gene Ontology annotation, biological process: L-valine biosynthetic process. Bases 46 to 1848 code for a protein of 600 amino acids. The transcript is spliced from 2 exons. Gene Ontology annotation, molecular function: thiamine pyrophosphate binding; acetolactate synthase activity; magnesium ion binding.
GGCUUUUCCCAUUACUUACCACUAACACUCAAUAGGUUCAUUGGAAUGACCGGAGGCGAGAUCUUCCACGAGAUGAUGCAGCGACACAACGUCAAACACAUCUUUGGAUACCCCGGGGGAGCCAUCCUCCCCGUCUUUGACGCCAUCUACAACUCUAAAAAGGUCGAUUUCGUCCUCCCAAAACACGAACAAGGCGCCGGACACAUGGCCGAAGGAUAUGCCCGAGCGUCAGGAAAACCGGGGAUCGUGCUGGUGACCUCCGGCCCGGGGGCCACGAACGUUGUGACCCCGAUGCAGGACGCGCUCUGUGACGGCACGCCCUUGAUUGUCUUCUGCGGGCAGGUUGCGACCUCGCUGAUCGGCAGCGACGGGUUCCAGGAGGCGGAUAUGCUGGGCAUCUCGCGCUCGUGCACAAAAUGGAACGUCAUGGUGCGCCAUGUCUCGGAACUGCCGCAGCGCAUCAAUGAGGCGUUCCAAAUCGCAACGAGUGGGCGACCCGGUCCCGUGUUGGUUGAUCUUCCCAAGGACGUCACGGCUGCGGUCCUAAGGAAGGCGAUUCCGACCACGUCGGCGUUGCCGUUCGUUCCUACUGUUGUUGACAGUAUCAAGGCGGUGCCUCAGAAGUCAAUCGCUCGGGUGGCUGAGUUGAUCAACACUGCCAAAAAGCCCGUCAUUUAUGCGGGGCAAGGAGUGGUCAACUCGCCGGAUGCUUCGCGAUUGCUUAGAGAGCUUGCGGAAAAGUCCUCGAUUCCGGUUACAACCACUCUGCAGGGACUCGGUGGGUUCGAUGAACUAGAUGAAAAAUCCUUGCAUAUGGUGGGAAUGCAUGGAUCCGGGUAUGCGAACAUGGCGAUGCAGGAAGCCGACCUGAUUAUCGCUCUGGGAGCUCGAUUUGACGACCGGGUUACGAUGAAUAUCAAGAAGUUUGCGCCCGCGGCGCGAGCGGCGGCGGCGGCGGGGGUCGGGGGGAUCGUGCAUUUCGACAUCCUGCCGAAGAAUAUCAACAAGGUUGUUCAAGCGACCGAGGCGGUGGUGGGCGAUGUUGCUGAGAGCCUUGCAGCUGUGCUUCCCCAGAUUGAACAGAAGAAUAUGACCCAUCCCGAUCGUCGGUCGUGGUUUGGGACGAUUAAAGAGUGGAAGAAACGCUGGCCGCUGAACGUGUACGAUCGAAGGGAUCGGUCGCAUCUGAUCCAGCCUCAAGCAAUGAUCGAAGAACUCAGUAGGUUGACUGCCGAUCGCAAGCAGGAAACCAUCAUCACCACGGGAAUCGGGCAACAUCAGAUGUGGACGGCGCAGCAGUUUCGCUGGCGGUAUCCGCGCACGAUGAUCACCUCGGGCGGAUUGGGCACGAUGGGCUUCGGCUUGCCCGCUGCUAUCGGAGCCAAGGUGGCGAGGCCCGAUGCAUUGGUCAUUGACAUCGAUGGUGAUGCCUCGUUUGGAAUGACUCUGACUGAAUUGAGUACCGCUGCGCAGUUCAAUAUUGGGGUGAAGGUGAUUGUGCUCAACAACGAGGAACAAGGCAUGGUGACUCAGUGGCAGAACCUGUUCUAUGAAGAUAGAUAUGCCCACACGCAUAUCAGAAAUCCCGAUUUCAUGAAACUGGCCAAGGCAAUGCACGUCCAGCAACGCCGUGCUACCAGGCCGGAAGAAGUGUCUGAUGCCCUGAAAUGGCUAAUCAACACUGAGGGUCCUGCCCUGCUAGAAGUUGUGACCGACAAAAAAGUCCCUGUACUCCCCAUGGUUCCUGCUGGAUCAGGACUACAUGAGUUCAUUGCAUGGGAUGCUGCAACAGACAAGAAGAGGAGAGAAUUGAUGCGUGAGCGGACGUGUGGCCUGCAUGGGGCAUAGACGUGCAUCACUUGUAAUUAGUGACUCAUCCAAAAGUAAUAUAAUGUUUCAUAUCGCCAGCUCCUGACUCGACAAUUCAAAUCUUACGAGCCAGAUCACAAACCAUCGAGUGGUCUCCAGACUUUCAUCCACCGCUGAAUCACCAUUAGCGAC